CACUGUUCACCUCCAAUUAUAGACAUAAUUAUUAGUCUUCCCGUAACAGCAGCUAGUUCCUGUUUUCCAGAGUCUCGUGGAUAAUUGUAGUAUUGUAAAAAUAUAUUUGCAGACCAGCAAUUGAAGUAGCUAUUAUAUAUAGCAAUAUGACACAAACAAACGAAGUUAGUAACCAUGGCUUGCCUCGUAACGGAACUGAUACAGCGUCUGUUGCUGCAUGGCAAGAGUCCGUAUUGGCUAUGACUAAUUACUUACCAACGGCAUGUCACACCUGCAAGCAGUAUAGUAUGAAGCUGUCAAGGUGUUCUGGGUGCAAAAUAUACUCGUACUGUACUUCCGAUCAUCAGGUAGCGCAUUGGGCAGAGCACAAAACAUUCUGCAAAGGCAUCCAGUUUCUACAAAAGCACAACCUUGUCCCCCUAGCGGAUGUGCCUCUGAUAGACGUAGCAGAGACGCCAGUAGACCCUCAUACACAAUCUCGUACGGGCAAUAGCCCGCAUGAGAGCCAAGGCGAAGCCUCUCCCCCACCACGUACAGAAGCAGAGUGGUGCGCGUUACGCUUUAAGCUGGCAGGUGCCAUGGAAGUGUAUCUGAAACGACCCUUGUUGCUACACGAACACCAGGCCUGCAUGUUUAUGAACCACUGCGAGAACUGCUUGCGAACUUACGCACAUAAAGUCGAGGCCAACAGCGACAGUACACCCCCAGGCGCACGUGCGGAUUUACGCUCGCUCACCAAGUGCGCUGAAUGCGAGAGUGUCUCUUAUUGCAGCGAUUCAUGCAGAGAGACCAGUUCAAGUCACCAUCAAAGGUGGUGUAGUGAGUAUGUACUGCUGAUGGAGCUUGAGCGGGUGGUGGCAGAGAAAGGCCUACCCCCGCCUUGGAUCCCUGAUCUUUUGGUGGAGAAAAGCGAAGGGCCUUUUGUCCUGCCUACGAAUUUCGAGGAGUAUCUGCAGACCAGGGAAUUCCCGGCCGGAAUCUUCACUCCCUCGCUACUAACGUUGUCACACGUGUAUAGCAGCCAAGCAAUGACAUAUCCGCUCACCAUUCUGUGGGCACUACAAAGGCUUGCGAGUGUAGCUAAUAAGGCGGACGCGCUAGUGGAACCGUACCAGCCUACGAAGAGCAGCUUAGUUCUGCAUUUGGUAGGAGCCAAUGCCCACAGCGAGGCUCUUCAUUCCGUUAAAUACGAGGAGUUGUUGCAUCUACUGCCGACGGUCACUUCUCUUACGGUUGUCUUGAUUGGACCACACGCACCCACUUGGACUGAUAGCGACGAUACAGAAUGUGAUAUGUGUGAUAGCUGUUUAUCCCGAAGCCGGCAUUUCCGACUGCGAUAUCGCCGCAUGGAGUACAACAAGUUUAUUGAGUCGGAAGGCACGGUUGAGUUUGGGAAGCCAGAUAUCAUUGUUGCCUACAAUUGCGGCUUCCACGAGUAUACAGGAAAAGAAGAGGACUCUUGGAAUCGGGCUAUGCCUUAUAUGCUAAAAAAGGAUGUGCCUUUGAUUGCCACGUCAUAUACCAAAUCGGAAUCGGUGGCGGACACCGAGUAUAUCCAGGCACACGGCGGGCAUGUAUCUGUUGCAUCGGAGAAAAAUCCUUUCUUCGGUCGCCAGCCAUUCCGGGACUGGAAACGGGAUGACGAUUGCGAUUUUUACUACUACAAUAACUACGUGGCCGUAUUCUCUGGUGAUAACUAAAAAAUAGUUUCUUCACGGCAUACAAAGUGAGCACGUAGAGAAAGCCGACAACGAGGACUUGUAUAGAAAGCGUAGUUUCAAAACACGCGUCACUAAAUUCCAAGGGCAUAUACACUACUAAUUUGUAUACAUUUGAGUGUAGGAGAGCUUGAACACUUCUGUUCACUGCGGCAAUACAAGCGCCUCUACGGUGUCAGCUACGAUGCAAUACACAUCUCUCCGUGAGUUGGUGUAUGCGGAUGAUUCUUCUGUUGUGAAUAAACACUGCGACGAGGAGUUUUGCGAAUCUUUCGCAGCUGCCAACAGGUAAAUGAAAAGACGUCGCACACAACUACUCUCUCUCUGUUGCUUUAGUAUCGAUGGAAAUGGACGUCUUAUGGCAGCGAAUGCAAAACAGAGCGCUGAUAGGCUGGUACAACGACUGCGUCACAUCAUUAACGUCACUCCCCAGGAAGUAUUGAGAGUAGCGGAUGGCACCCAUCUAAGUAUAAGAGAAGACAUAAGCUGUUAUUGUCCCAGCAGUGAUUAUGCUGUGAGCCUAAUGUAUCUAAUCGAGACCUGACGCCCAUUUUGGCUCGAGAGACAUGCUAGUACAUAUUGGGUAAAUAUGGCUGUAAAACUCACCACGACAAAUUAAAUGAGACCAGAUAUCUGGAUCUGGUAGCUGCUAUAUCCAGUCGCAGGUACUUUUCUGACCGCAAUUCAAUGGAGAAGAACCGAGAAGAAGUGUAGAUUUGCAUAGCAGCAUGCAAUCAUUUAUAAAAGUUUCAACGUGCGAUUGUUAACGUACCUUUCAGGCACCGCAGGCAUACAGGAGUGCUAUCUUUGAUUAAAAAUGCACAUAUUGUACGCGCGCGGGUUUCUGCUACACAU
Sphaeroforma arctica JP610 is the source of this 2573-nucleotide messenger RNA. RefSeq lists its product as hypothetical. Lineage: Eukaryota; Ichthyosporea; Ichthyophonida. Bases 147 to 1700 code for a protein of 517 amino acids. The transcript is spliced from 8 exons. Gene Ontology annotation, cellular component: extrinsic component of mitochondrial inner membrane. The record is from RefSeq and is a predicted model, not a curated record.